AACACAUGCACGAACCUUUUAUCGAAGAAGAAAAUUUGAAGAAUAAUAACGAAUACUAACUAUAUUGAAUAUUUUGAUAAAAUUUUGACAAAUUAUAUAAUUGAACUCGAAUAAACCUCGAAACAAGAUUAUUUUAUAAAAGCUCAAAUAAAAUGGGUGGAGAUCACCAUCACCACGGACCCCCUUAUAAAGUUCCAGACUAUAGAAUUUAUAAAGUAGAAGAUGCUCCUCAAUUAGUUCAAUUGCGCGAUGCACUUGCCGCAAAAGGGCUUAGAGAUCCGUGGAUAAGAAACGAAGUAUGGCGAUUUAAUCCACAACAUUUUGGUACACAUGGUGAAAGAAUACGAGGUUUAUUAUUCCGUGGUUUUAAAUGGGGAUUAAUUGCAGCUGUCGCAACUGUAGCUGCAGAAAAAGCUUAUGAUGCUGCAUUUCCAUCUGAACAUGGGCAUGGACAUGGCCAUCACUAGAAUUUUUAUAAUAUAUUGUAAAUAAUAUUUAUGUUAGUGAAAUGUUUUAAAAAAUGAAAAUA
Molecule: messenger RNA, 529 nt
Organism: Chrysoperla carnea
Lineage: Eukaryota; Metazoa; Arthropoda; Insecta; Neuroptera; Chrysopidae
Gene: ND-B12
Product: NADH dehydrogenase [ubiquinone] 1 beta subcomplex subunit 3
Exons: 3
Coding region: 153-467 (104 amino acids)
Biological process (GO): mitochondrial respiratory chain complex I assembly; electron transport chain
Cellular component (GO): mitochondrion
Source: RefSeq, a predicted model, not a curated record